Histoplasma capsulatum G186AR is the source of this 774-nucleotide messenger RNA. RefSeq lists its product as uncharacterized. The transcript is spliced from 2 exons. The coding region runs from base 1 to 774 and encodes 257 amino acids. Lineage: Eukaryota; Fungi; Ascomycota; Eurotiomycetes; Onygenales; Ajellomycetaceae. Gene Ontology annotation, cellular component: nucleolus. The record is from RefSeq and is a predicted model, not a curated record. Gene Ontology annotation, molecular function: RNA binding.
AUGGCGCCUUCGGCCAAAAGGCGAAAACUGACCGCCUCGCACCCCAACGCUGUACAGGAGAUCCUCUUCGAUCCCCAGGCGCGGGCGGAGUUUCUGACAGGUUUCCAUAAACGCAAGCUCGAGCGCGCUAAGCAGGCGCAGGAGAAUGCGGAGAAGAGAGCAAAGGAGGAGAAGAAGGAACAGAGGCGGCGGAUGCGAGACGAGCGCCGUGCGGAAUUCGAACGGGCCCUUGCGGAGAACAAAUCGUUGAUGCGGGAGAUAAGUCGGGCUGCCGCUGCGGAGAGUAGUUCCGACGAAGGUGGGGAGAGUAAUGAUAAUAUUAUUAUUGAUGAGGAGUGGGGGGGAAUAACCGAGCCGCCACCAGUGGAUUAUGAAGCGGAAUAUAUCGACGAGGAUAAAUAUACGACGGUGACGGUGGAGGAGUUGGAUGCUUCUUCCCGGGAAGGGUUGAGGAGAAGAGUUGAUAUGGAGAGUAGUGACGAAGGAGAAAGUGGCGAUGAUGGGGAGACGAGGAAUGAGGUAGAGGAGGGAGGGCGGGAGGAUGGUGGGGAUACAUCGAGGGUGAAGAAACGAGCAUGGACCAAGAACAAGAGCAAGAACACGAACAUAAGCGGUGAUGGUGAUAAGAAUAAUAUAUCAGAUCGGCCGAAAAGUAAUUCGAAGAAGAAGAAGCGGAGUUUCCGAUACGAGAAUAAAGCGGAGCGGAGGGUAGCGAAGCUGAAGGAGCGGGCUGGUGGGAAGAAGCGGGCGAGGGAGAGGAAAGCGGGGGCAUAA